This is a messenger RNA of Naegleria gruberi, 8832 nucleotides long. RefSeq lists its product as uncharacterized. Gene Ontology annotation, molecular function: signaling receptor binding. Gene Ontology annotation, biological process: anatomical structure development. Lineage: Eukaryota; Heterolobosea; Eutetramitea; Acrasida; Naegleriidae. The transcript has 3 exons. Gene Ontology annotation, cellular component: extracellular region; cell surface. The record is from RefSeq and is a predicted model, not a curated record. Bases 1 to 8832 code for a protein of 2943 amino acids.
AUGAACAAUCAAGCUCGAUUGUCGUGUAGCAGUAGUAUUCAACGUCGUGGAGGAAGUAGCAAGUCGAUGAAAACAUCGCUUCUUCUCCUCUUCACAACGUUUGUUGUCAUGUGGGCAGCUGGAUUAAUGUUUUCAGGCUCCCCUAAUGAAAAUAACAUGGUAAACGCACAAAGUCUUUCUUCAAUUUUUGGCACUGAUGAUGGUGAUGAUUUUUUAACACAAUUAAUUCUUGGGAGUGCUCUUGAUGAUGAAGGAAUGAGUGUUAAUUCUGAUGGAACGGCUUGUGUUAAUCAAAUGGAUGAGACAGAUAUUGAUUAUUAUCAAUCCUUAAUAGACUCUACAUCAUUUUACUACUUGAAGUUGGAUUCAGCAUGUGAAGUAGUUGCUAUUCCUGCCAAUAUCACAACUAAUACUACUACUUUAAAUGUAACAACAACAACAACAUCUAAUACUAGUACUACUGGUACUACUACCACUGAUAGUUUAAGUACAACCACCAUUGAUACUACCUCUACCAGUGAUUUCAGUUGGAUGAUUGCAGAUGGAUAUUUGUUCGAAAAGGCAGCAACUACCUUCUGUAAUCAAGCUUCUUUGGAGGCUCAACAACAAGAAGACAUGUACCUUAAAAUGUUAUUCUCUUCCUCCUAUGAAUCUGACUUGUUGAGUUAUGUUAAUUUGGAUGAUAUUAUAAGUGGUUUAGAACCAGAGUAUACCCUUAUUGAUUGUUCUGUUCCAAUUGUUAAUGUAACUUCAAACGCAACAAACUCUACAAGCUAUGCUUCCACUAGCGUUGAUGGUAUGGUUUCAGCAACAACAGAAACAGCAACAACUCAACAAGAUGAUGGCUCUUUGGCUUGGUUGAUUGAACCAUAUUUGUUUGGCUCUGAUGAUGCUACUAGUAGUAGUAGCAGUGGUGGCGAUUUUGAGGUGAAAGAGUUUUGUGAUCAGGCUUCUUUGGAUGAUCAACAACUUACUGAUUCACUGUUGAGAACUGCUCUAGGAGGCUCUGACUUGGGUUCUUUUACUGAGCUUGUUGACCUUUCUUCAAUUUUGAGUGGCAUUGGACAAAUUCAAUAUGUUCUCAAAGAUUGUACUGUUCCACCAACACCAAUUGUCAACAAUUCAACCAAUACUACCACUCCAAUUGUAACAUUAGACAUUGCCUCCCCACAAGAAGUUGGUGAUUCAUUUGAUUGGUUUAUUACUGGUCCAUAUCUGUUCGACGCUGCCGAUGAUGCUACGAGUAGUAGUAGCAAUGGUGGUGGUUUGGUGAAGGAAUUUUGUGAUCAAGCUUCUUUGGAUGCCCAACAGUUUGCCGACUCACUUUUGAGAAUGCAAUUGGGUAAUUCUGACUAUCAAAGCAUGUUUACAGAACUUGUUGAUAUUUCCACAAUUACUAGUACAGUAGAACAGAUUGAAUAUGUUCUCAAAGAUUGCACUGUUCCAACAAUAGUCAGUAAUGUUACAAACACCACUCAAAUUGCUCCAUUAGAAGUUGCUUCACAAGAGGAUGAUGGUGAUUCAUUUAAUUGGCUUAUUACCGGUCCAUUCCUUUUUGAGGAUGAUGGUGAUAGUACCGAUAGUUUGGUGAAAGAAUUUUGUGAUCAAGAAUCAUUGGAUAAUCAACAAGUCUAUGAUGCACUUUUGAGAAUGCAAUUAGGUAAUUCUGACUAUCAAAGUUUGUUCACUGAUCUUGUUGAUACUUCCUCAAUUAGUGGUAUCGAACAAAUUCAAUAUAUUCUCAAAGAAUGCACAAUCAACCAAGGUAACAACACAACCAACUCUACCUCAACAACCAGUGUAGAAGAAACUUUAGACUCACCUCAAUUCGAUUGGACCAUUUCAGGAGUUUAUCUUUUUGAGACUCUUUCUGAUGACGCUGCUACUGAGCAACAAUAUGUUUUAUGUGACCAAGCAGCCAAAGAAACAAAGGAAGUUGAUGAUUUAUUGUAUGGUCUCAUGUUGGGUGUUGAUGCUAACCAAUUGACUACUAGCUUACUCACACAAGAUAUUUUAACUGGUGAAACAUUGUUUGCUGAAUAUCAUGUUCAUGAUUGUGUGACUGUGCAAAACUCUACCACAACUACCUCUGAGACUAUUGAUGAGGAGGAGCAAUAUGAUUGGUGGAUGUCUGAACCAGAAUUAUUUUCUACUGAACCAAUGCAAUUCUGUGAUGAACAAUCAGUUAUUGAACAACAAGCCUCCGAUCUCUUGUAUAACAUGAUGUUUUAUGGAGCUAAUGCACCAGAGCUUCAACCUUCACAGUUCAAUCUUCGUGAUUUAAUACUUGAAAGAGAAGAACCUCAAUAUACCAUCAAGUCAUGUGUUACCGAACCAAUUGCCCUUCCAUCCAACAAGACAAUUGAAUGGGUUAUUGAAAAAUUGAAUGGUUCUUGUGUUAUUGGAUCUGAGGUCAAGAUUGUUAAUUGUCAAAUGGUUGACAAUGCUACUGUACACCUCUCAAAUAAUUCAUUCUUGAAUUAUUCUGUCACUUUAAUGCCUAAUUCAUACACUGUUUUAGUGACAGUUCUUCCAGAUUCUGGUUACAAUAACAUUACACAAGUAGUUGUCUCACUUUUCAAUACCAUGAUUGUCACUCAACUUCCGAACAUUUAUUUGAUUACAAGCAGUAAUGAUAAAAUCCUCAUUGGAUCCCAUUCCAAUGGUGAUUCUCUACUCUCUAUUGCACUGGUUGUGAAUGGAACAAAUUUGAAAGUUUUCUUGAGUUCCAAUCUUGUUUACAACACUGACAUUUUCGACACCUCAAAUGUUGGUAAUAUCCUAGUGGGAAGAAGUCCUUCAUCUCCUAUUUAUCCAUUCAGUGGUGACUUGUUAUCAUUCUCAGUAUUGCCAAGUGCUUCCAAUAAUUUGAGUGCUAUAUUUUCUGCUAUUGCUAGUCAAUAUCAUCCUUCAAUAAGUGAUGCUUCAACACAACCAACAGAUGUUUUGUGGUCUAUUACUAAAGAAGGUAAUAAUUGUAAGAUUGGACAGGCAAUUGUUCAAAAUUGUACCACCUCAUCAAACUCUACCUUGUUGCUUUCUAAUGGAUCAUUUGUUUCUUUGAGCUUGGAUGAACCACUCACUGAUAGCUUUAUUGUUUCAGUUGUUGUAAAGCCUUUAUCUUCAAAUCCUGUAACUCAAGUUUUGUUGGAUAUCGGUAAUGACCUUAAGGUUGUUGUAAGAUUCCCAUAUGUUAUUUUGAUUGUUAAUGGUGUGGAAUAUGUAGUAUAUACUCUUCCUUCUGAUCCAAACUCUAUUACUCCAAUGCCAGUAAUUGUUCAAUUCACAGAUCCUGGUUUAUCCGUUCUCGUGAAUAAUCAAGUGGGAUAUCAAAACUCUACCAUUGCACAAAUUCCAAAUUCUAACAAUAUUUUGAUUGGAAGAUCUGACGAUUUACUGCAUGCUUAUCCAUUUAUUGGUGAAUUGUCAUUCUUUGAAUUGUUGACAAAUAAUGUAACAAAUCAAACAUUGUCAAGCAUUAUCAACACUGUAUCAAGUGUAGUUUCUUCAACAACCAACACUCCAAGCCCAACUGCUACAAACACAACCACUAACACUCCUUCAUCAAACGUUACAAAUACAGAAAUUAUUUGGGCAAUCACCAAAGAUGGUUCUGAUUGUAAAAUUGGACAAGCAGUGGUAAAGAAUUGUGCAACAGCUUCCAAUUCUACUUUGUUACUCUCCAAUGAUUCAUUCAUUUCCUUGAAUUUAAGUGCACCACUCACUGACAGUUUUAUCGUUUCAGUUGUGGCAAAGCCUUUAUCAACUAGUCCUGUAACCCAAGUUUUAUUGGAUGUUGGUGAUCUCAAAGUCAUUCUCAGAUAUCCUGAUGUUAUUUUGAUUGUUAAUGGCGUGGAAACUGUUAUUUACACUUAUCCAACAACCUCAAAUCCAAGAAAUCUUGCUGCAACCUCUUUCGUUGUUCAAUUCACAGACCCUGGAUUGUCAUUAUUUGUUGAUGGAAAUUCAAAAUAUCAAAAUCCAGCCAUUUCACAAAUUCCAAAUUCUGAUAGUAUUCUCAUUGGUAGAUCUGAUGACUUGCUUAAUGUUGCAAAUGUUGUCUCUUCAACAUCACCAAGCAAUCCAGCACCAGUGUCAAAUACUACCAACACAGAGGUUGUUUGGGCUAUUACAAAGGAUGGUUCUGACUGCAAGAUUGGACAAGCAGUGGUCAAAAAUUGUGCCACAGGUUCUAAUUCUACAUUGAUGUUAUCAAAUGAGUCAUUCAUUUCUUUGAAUUUGAGCGCUCCACUCACUGAUAGCUUUAUUGUUUCAGUUGUUGCUAAACCUUCAACAACCACUUCUGAUCCUCAAGUGUUAUUGGAUGUCGGUACUGGUCUCAAAGUAAUUAUUAGAUAUCCACAUGUUAUUUUGGUUCUAGAUGGUGUUGAAACAAUUAUUUACACUUAUCCAACAACCUCAAAUCCAAGCAGUCCUGAUGCAAACUCAUUCGUUGUUAAAUUCUCCGACCCAGGUUUGAGUGUAUUUGUUGAUGGAAAUUCUAAAUAUCAAAACCCAGUCAUUUCACAAAUUCCAAAUUCUGACAAUAUUCUCAUUGGAAGAUCUGAUGAUUUACUGAAUGCUUAUCCUUUCAAUGGUGAAUUAUCAUUCUUUGAACUAUUGACUAACAAUGUUAACAAUCAAACUUUAUCCAAUGUAAUUAGCACAGUUGCAAAUGUUGUCUCUUCAACAUCACCAAGCAAUCCAGCACCGAGGUUGUUUGGGCAAUUACUAAAGGAUGGUUCUGACUGUAAGAUUGGACAAGCAGUUGUUAAAAAUUGUGCAACAGCUUCUAAUUCUACAUUGAUGUUAUCAAAUGAGUCAUUCAUUUCUUUGAAUUUGAGCGCUCCUCUCACUGAUAGCUUUAUUGUUUCAGUUGUUGCUAAACCUUCAACAACCACUUCUGAUCCUCAAGUGUUAUUGGAUGUCGGUACUGGUCUCAAAGUAAUUAUUAGAUAUCCACAUGUCAUUUUGGUUAUCGAUGGUGUUGAAACAGUUAUUUGCACUUAUCCAACAACCAAUCCAAAUAAUAUUGACGCCACAUCAUUUGUUGUUCAAUUCACAGAUCCAGGUUUGAGUGUAUUUGUUGAUGGAAAUUCUAAAUAUCAAAAUCCAGCCAUAACACAAAUUCCAAAUUCUAACAACAUCUUGAUAGGUAGAUCUGAUGACUUACUUAAUACUUAUCCAUUCAACGGUGAAUUAUCAUUCUUCGAAUUGUUAACCAAUAAUGUCAAUAAUCAAACUUUAGUUAAUGUCAUUAAUAAUGUUCAAAGCAUCACCAAUAGUCAAGAUUCGUCAAAUAAUCCAGAUAUCACCUGGUCUGUUACAAAGGACGGAAGUGACUGUAAGAUUGGUUUAGCAGUUGUUAAAAACUGUACCACUACCUCAUCAUCAUCCAACUCAUCCUUAUUGCUCUCCAGUGAUUCAUUUGUUUCAUUGGAUUUGGCUUCACCACUUACUGACAACUUUGUUCUUUCAUUAGUUGCCAAACCAUCCACAACACCAACAACCUCCAAUCCUCAAGUCUUGUUGGAUAUUGGUACUGGUCUCAAAGUCUUCUUGAACUCUCAAAAUGUUAGUCUUUCUUUGCUUGGUUCUAAUACGGUUAUCUAUUCAAAUAGUUCAUUGCAAAGCAAACCAGUAUCACUUUUAGUUGAAUUUACUGAUCCAGGUUUGGUAGUUGUCAUGGAUAGUAAGGUAGUUUAUCAAGAUAACACAUCUUCCAUUCCAAACUCUGAUAACAUUUUGAUUGGUAGAACCAAUGACCUUCCUAAUCCAUAUCCAUUUACUGGUGAACUCGUUUUCUUUGAAUUAUUAACAAGUAAUACAACCCAACAAACAAUUACAUCUCAAAUGAGUGUUAUCAAUAACAUUGUUCAAACCAUAACUCAAUCUUACAAGUCCACAAAUACCUCCUCUUCCAAUAAUUCUACAAACAAUUCCAAUACCAAUAGUAAUAAUAACAAUAAUAAUAACAGUAGUCCAAGUCAAGAACCUCCAAAGAUUUUCUGUUUUGGAAUUUCUCAAAACAGUUCACUAGCUUGUUCUGGUAAUGGUAAUUGCAUUUCGAAUAAUUCUUGUUCAUGCAGUGAGAAUUAUGUUGGACUCCAAUGUGAACUUCCACUCUGUUUUGGAAGUGUUAACUGUAGUAAUGGUAUUUGUAUUUCUCCUGAUACAUGUAAAUGUAAUCCUGGUCAUACAGGAUCUAAAUGUCAAUACUCAACAUUUGCUGAUCAAUGUAGUGGUUCAUUUGCAAGAGCUUUUGGUCCAACUGUAACUGAUGAACAACUUGUCUAUGAAAUGGUUCUUGUAGAUGCUAAAUGUGGUAAAACUAUUGUCAUGCAAUCACAAGUAUUGUUGGAUAAGGUUGUUAUUCCUGAAAAUCAAACCCUUCAAGAAUUGGUUACCACUACCAAGAGUCCAAAUGGAGUUAUGAUUAUGAGUUUCGAUCCUUCACUUCACAAGCAACAAAAGGAUAGUUUAGUUUUUGCUUUAAUUAGUUUACAAGAAAAUUCAUUCAAUGCCACUGUGAAAACGUUAACCACUCUUGAUACAAAUCAACAACCAACAAGUGGAUUAACAUUGGGACAAUCUAAAGUAUUAUUCAAUAAGGAAGAUCAAAGCUUUGCCAUUACAUCAGAAACUAUAUCCAAUCAAGCUCAGCUCUAUUCUUUAGACUUUGAUUCUAAUUCUGCAAAACUUGUUAAUAAUUUGGGAACCAUUAAUACUAAUACCAAGUUCUUGUUGGGAGGUAAUAUUGUAUUUGAUCCGAUUACCAAUACCAGUACCUAUUCAUUCAUUGUAGAAGAUAAUAAUGGAAAGAAUGUCAUGGCAACUAUUCCAUUAACAUCAACUACCAUCACAACCCCAAUUGAAACAGUCAACAUUCCAUUCACUGAAAAUACUGUUUUCUCUAUGGCUGUUGCAAAUACAGAUACUAAGGAACAAUUCUUGAUCAAUGUAGGAACAAAUGGUACUGAAAUUGUUGGUGUCAUUCCAAGUUUGAAAGCCGAAAAUGUUACUUUUAUUUCUCUUGAUACUGAUGGUGACUUUUCAGUUUCCAAUGUCGAAAAUUUGAUUAUCGAUACUCAAAACAAUAAGAUUACAUUGACAAACACUGAAGAUUCAACAUCCAUUUCAGUUGAGCUAACACGUAUUUCAACAGUGGAUCCAUUCCAAGGUGUUUCUAAAAUGAUUGCUUCCACAGAAUCUUCCUUCUCAUUCGUUGCUGAAACAACACCUGUAUACAGUGUUGAUAUUAAGAAAUUCUCAAAGCUUUAUUUACCAGUUUCAGGUGGUACAACAAUUACAUUUGAAGGAAAUCUUGAUGUUUCGUUUAAACCAACUUUGGGAAUUUAUUUAAUUUUCAGUGUUGAUAAUGUAUUUACUCAAAGACUUUCCAUUCAAAAGACAUCAACCAAUGGUGUUUAUCAAGUCAAUACUAAGGAAAUGAAGAAUUUGCCAUCUCAAUUAGCUGAUUUGAAUUCAUUCCAAGUGAAUGCAAAGGUUGAAAUUGUUGACUUUAAAUCUUCAUCAGCAGAACCUCUCCUUGAAGUUCCCUAUACUGGUAACCAAUUCACAGUUUAUUCCAAUCGUAUCAAUAAUGUGAGUCCAGUUUUGGGUUAUAUUGGUAAUGACAUUGUUAUCAAUGAUGUUUUCGUUCCAGAACAUACAGCUUUUGUUAAAUUAUCAAAUAAGGAUGAAUCCAUUGAUGUUAAUGUUGAUGCACAAAAAGUGUCCUCAUCAAGCAUUAAAUUCAAGAUGCCUCAACUCAAUAUUGAAACUGUACUUUUGGAUCUUCAACUUUCCAUUGAGAGUGGAGUUUAUAGUUCAACCACUCAAACAAGAUUCAGAUAUGUCAGUCCAUCUGUUCAAGAAGAAAGCGCCUCCAGCAUUUUCUCAACUAGUACCACUAGUGUAGAUGUUGAAACUGUUGCUGCGUUACCACAAGCUGCUGGUAUUCCUCUCAUUACAAAGAUUGAUUUACCUAAAAGUAGAGAUGGCAGUGCAAUGGUUUUCAAACCAACUAUUAAUUCUUCAUUAUGUUCUGAAAUGCCAGUUUUGAGACAAUAUGUAUCAUCUUCAAAGAAGUUUGAUAUUUCCAAAAUCAUUAGUUUCAAGAUUAUCCUUCCAAGCAAAUUUACUUCUGGUAAUUUGUUUGAAGUUUGGUUCACUAAGGUUGAUCAUCUUUUUAUAUCAUUAAGCUAUGAUGCAACUGGUCGUAGAAUUCAUGUCAAUGAUACAGAAAUUUCAGAUCCUUGCACGUAUGAUCUUGGAGAAACCUAUGAAUUCAGAUUAACCUAUGCUGAUCAAAAAUACACUGUUAAAUUGGUUCACGAUGUUAUGGGAACAGUUUGCGAUGCUACAUACAAGACAACAUUGAAUGAUUUUACUAAUUACACAAUGUCUGUUGGUCAAGCUUUUAACUGUAAAAAUCUUACAACAACACAAAUUGAUUCGCUCACUUCAUUUGCUUUGUAUGAUGUUGCUGAAAAGACAACUCCAUUGCUUGCCAAUAUUAGAACAGAGCCAUUGGAUGUUCUUGCUAUUGCCUUGGGAAUUCCAUUGUUUUUGGUUGGACUCAUUGGUGCUUUCUUUGCAGUUGGUGUCAUUGCCUGGUUGUGGAGAAGAUACAGAAGAAAGAACAAGUUUGGUAAAUUUGUUUAUUACAAUGAAACUAAUGCUGACAGGGAAAGAACAAUUGCUGAUUUAUUCGAAAAGAUUUCUUCAGAACCAAGCUCUUCUGAAAAUCCAACAGAAACAGAAGGCUUUGCUGAUCUUGAUGAUCUUUCGUAUGGAACAAUCAAUAAUUCAUUUAAUACAUGGGUUUAA